CCAGUUAGAGUAGUUUUUAAUUUUUGUUUGCUUUCUCUUCACAAAAGAAGCGCCAACGAAUUUGGAUCCAAUUCCUCUGCAUCGUAUCUUCAUCUAAUCAACAUCUCCCACACUUAGCUUAUAUUUGAAAGGCCACCAACUCUUCUCUUCUCCUCUCCUUCCUUUCAUUCUUUUGCAGUUAGGUGAGCUUUUCAGAAGCUCCGACUUGACCCAUUCAGGAUUCUAAUUGGUACUAUAGGCAUGGAUCGGAUUGCAAUGGGGGCACGUCUCAUGAUAGUAUCUGAUCUUGAUCAUACAAUGGUUGAUCACCAUGAUGCUGAGAACAUGUCUUUGCUUAGGUUUAAUGCGCUGUGGGAGUCAAAUUAUCGUCAUGACUCCCUUCUGGUUUUCUCCACUGGGAGGUCGCCCGCACUUUACAAACAGUUGAGGAAAGAGAAACCCAUGUUGACUCCCGAUAUAACUAUUAUGUCAGUGGGAACUGAGAUAACAUAUGGCAACUCAAUGGUGCCGGAUGAUGGUUGGGUUGAAGUUCUGAAUCAGAAAUGGGAUAGGAACAUUGUCACUGAUGAAACAAGCAAGUUUUCUGAGCUCACUCUUCAGGCAGAAACGGAGCAGCGACCACACAAGGUCAGCUUUUAUGUUGAUAGGACUAAGGCCCAGACAGUGAUGAAGGAACUUUCAGAAUGUUUGCAAAAGCGAGGGCUGGACAUUAAAAUAAUUUAUAGUGGAGGAAUGGAUUUGGAUAUAUUACCACAAGGUGCAGGCAAAGGGCAGGCUCUUGCAUAUUUACUAAAGAAGUUUAAGGCUGAGGGAAAACCACCUGGUAAUACUCUUGUAUGUGGUGAUUCGGGAAAUGAUGCUGAACUCUUCAGCAUUCCAGAAGUGUAUGGAGUCAUGGUUAGCAAUGCCCAAGAAGAAUUGUUGCAAUGGCAUGCUGAAAAUGCAAGAGGUAACCCUAAUAUAAUCCAUGCAAAAGAAAGGUGUGCUGCUGGGAUCAUAGAAGCCAUUGGACAUUUUAACCUCGGUCCAAACACUUCUCCAAGAGAUGUUGCUGAUUUUAUGGAAUGUAAGCUGGAAAAUGUCAAUCCUGGUCAUGAAGUAGUGAAAUUUUACUUGUUCUAUGAGAGAUGGAGGCGAGGGGAGAUUGACAACUGUGAGGCAUAUAUAACAAGUCUAAAAGCUUCUUGUGAUCCAACUGCUGUAUUUGUCUUUCCGUCUGGAGUUGAGAGAACUCUUCAUGAAUGCAUACACAGAAUGAGAGGUUGCCAUGGAGACCAAAAGGGUAAACAGUUCCGGGUCUGGGUGGAUAGUGUAUUAUCGACACCUACUGGCUCAAGCACCUGGGAAGUGAAGUUUGAUAAGUGGGAGUUAUCCGGUGACGAGCAGUAUUGUUGUGUGACCACAGUUAAACUAAAUGCGAAGGGGUCCAGUGCUUCGGCCGGGUAUACUUGGGUGAAUGUGCAGCAGAAGUGGUUAGAAGGAUUUGAAAAGAAGGAUGACUCAACCUGGUUGUUCUAAUAUUCUGCAACAUCUUGACUCCAGAGUCAGUAUGAAGUUGUAUUGAAAUAAAUGUAUUCAAAUUUUACUGGUCUUUUUUUAUACACCAAUGGAGAUGGCACUAUGAUGAGAUAAACUGAGAUACCAGGGCUUCUAUAUCUUCUUGGAUAUCUAUUGUUUUCUUAGUAUGAUACUAUCCAUGUUCUUGCAGUUUAUAGUAAAUGAUUAUAUGAAUUUAGUUUCCGUUUUAAA
This is a messenger RNA of Theobroma umbraticum, 1749 nucleotides long. RefSeq names its product Sucrose-6F-phosphate phosphohydrolase family protein. Gene Ontology annotation, molecular function: magnesium ion binding; sucrose-phosphate phosphatase activity. Lineage: Eukaryota; Viridiplantae; Streptophyta; Magnoliopsida; Malvales; Malvaceae. Gene Ontology annotation, biological process: sucrose biosynthetic process. The record is from RefSeq and is a predicted model, not a curated record.